This is a messenger RNA of Prinia subflava (tawny-flanked prinia), 4755 nucleotides long. It is a transcript of the gene STAMBPL1, whose product is annotated as STAM binding protein like 1. Gene Ontology annotation, molecular function: protein binding; K63-linked deubiquitinase activity; metal-dependent deubiquitinase activity. Gene Ontology annotation, cellular component: membrane; endosome. Lineage: Eukaryota; Metazoa; Chordata; Aves; Passeriformes; Cisticolidae. Bases 3146 to 4504 code for a protein of 452 amino acids. The transcript is spliced from 12 exons. The record is from RefSeq and is a predicted model, not a curated record. Gene Ontology annotation, biological process: protein K63-linked deubiquitination.
CCAAAACAUAUUAUGUCAGAGAAAAAACACUUGACUGUUGGACAGAUACAGAUACUCUCUUAUCCUCACACUGACUAAUGGUUUAUUGCCCCUCUUGCUACAAAGAGCACAACUGUUUUCAUGCUCAUAACCUGGCAACUGGGGAUUGAGAAGAUGCAGGCAUAGCAGCAAACUGCACCUAAAAGGCAUCUGCAUCCAUCUCAAUAAAUAUUCCUGCCACUAUCAGUAAAGAAGUUGAAGUUCUUCUGUGUCCUCAGUUCAUCGUGUCAGUGCUCAUCUAAAGGAAUAUUCCAAGGGCAUUCCAGGUAAAGAUCACCCCAAAGAGUUCAUCAUUACACGGCAAGUCAGGAGAGCUCAGGCACUGUGGGUGUUUCUGGGUGGGGGCAUGAGCCCAGAUUCCUCAGUCAAGGCUUGUGGAAAGUGAAACCCAUUUGAUAAUAAUCUGGGAGACAGAUAGAGAGCAAUAUAAACAAAACAUGUUUGUACAUUGUAAUAUAGAAAACACAUGCAAAGGACACCUUCUUGCAAAGAUAUGCAAAUGACACACCUCCUCUAGCUACCUGUGGUACCACUGGGAACUGAGCUCUCAGCUUCUGGAGACAUUUGCAGUCCAAGACACAGAGUGCCUACUCUUGCCCACACCACAUCAUUUAUAAAUCCCAGUGUCCUGCCUGCCCCAGAGAACUCACAACAGACCUGGCCCACCUCCAGAAAGCAGCAGGGCAGAGCUGGCACUGGCACAACAAACACUACACCCAGCACAGACAGGGGCUUGGGUCUGAAGGGAGGGGCAGCAGGAUCCACAAUUCCAGCUUGGGCAAAGAGGAAGAGAGGGUCUCUCUGAAGUACCUGGCAGCAAAGCCCUGGGCUUCUGCUCUCACUCACACUUCUGCAGCACCAGCCAGCAUCCAGACAAGGUGCACAGGAUGAACCUGACAGUGUGACUUGGCACAAAACGUGCAAUGAAAGGGAGAGAAGAGAAGAGAUUCACAGCACUAUAUUCCUUCCACUCUUGCCAGUGGUGCACUUUCCCUGCUGCAGAAACAGGGCUAGCCAUGAACUAGAACUGAUUCUCCAUGAACCAGAGCACAUGGCUCUGCCCAACUGAAGGAAGCAGUGGGCACACACUGGGGACUGCCCUUUCAGGGAGGUGAAGGAAGGUGGAUCUAGCUGUUCCUCAGAAUCUGGUUGUGUGGACACAGGUCUGAAAUUAAGUUUACUCAUCCUGGAAGCAGCCACCAAGGGCUGCCCCAGGACAUCAAGUUCAAACUUUUCCAGAACAUCUCCCAUGCUGUACAAGAAGAACCAGCCACAGACGCACCCUGCAAGAGGUUACAGGGAAACAUUCAGAUCAGUGACCAACAGUUCUUGGGAAAGAACUCUACGUGCAGUGUCUUCAAUACUGAACACCUAAAUCAGCCUGAUGUUCAGCCUAGCUUCACCUCUGACAUAGCUGAGUUUUACAAAGGAUUGCCAGUUUUUCUAAUGGAAAACAAUUUCCAAUUACUCAUCUGAUAGACUCUCCAUUUACCAAAGUUCCCUGCAACCAAACUUUAUCUUCUUAUUGCCAUCUAUCAGAAAUGCAGUUCUGGAAUGCACAGGAUCUGGACAACAGGAACACCCAUUCUUUACAUUUUUUCCCUUGGAAAACCCUUAGGUACCCAGACAAAAUCCUUGCAGCACUGAAAGUGCCCCUUCCAUGUCUGCUUCAGGAUAGGAUUAACUCAACAGCUCCAGUGGAAACCCUCCAUGGAAUAGACUGGAGCCUCUAUUCCAUAACUCUCUCAGCCAAAUCCAAGAUAACAAGGUAAGUGUUUGAACAUACUGGAUUUUUGUUGCUUCCCAAAUCAGUCCCUCCUGUUCUUAAACCCAGGACCAAGACCUGUCUUACUCCACAGCCACCAGCACCAAGAGUGGUACUUCAAGGCUGUGAUGCCAAGCAGCCAGAACAGCCUGUCACACAAUGAGAGGAAGGAAGAAGGAUAACAUUACUGUGUUUGUGGGUGCAGAAUGAGCUAAAUACAAGUAUCUUAGACCAUGUCUAGGCUUCCAUGACCAGGUUUGGGGUCCAGGAAAGGCAUCAAUAUGAUCAACACCUGCCAAGCAAGUUCAGAAAACAACGAGAAGGUCACCGAGUGAGUAACUGCAGCGUUGACUGAACACUUCCAGCAGAUAUCUAGGCUAGCCCAGAGCACUGCCCUACCUCCUCAGAAACCCAGGCUACCUCCUCUGCUUUGAAGGAAGGAGGCCCUCCUGUCCAGCAUUCUCUUCCCAGGUACGACAGCCCCACACUGACAACCACACCUUCAGAUUAAUUUUGGUCCUUUUCCUCCUUACCCACAGCUUCCUCCGCAACAGUGCUAACAUUGUUUCCCCUCAGUUAGCCCUUCCCAAAGUUCAGGAGAGUCCAGGUGAGGUGUGCAUUCCCUCCGGUGCCCAAGCAGAUAAGGACUGACUCAAUGACGGCCGGGCUGACACCGGGACCGUGGGGGAUGUGGAAGGGACACAUCCCAGGUGCGCACGGCCCGUGCUGCAGCCCUGCACCCCUGCCCGACCCGCGGCCACCCCCGCACGGCACCUCCCGCUGCCGCUGCCGCUCGCUCCCGGCACAGCGGGGCGGCGGCGGCCGGACCCCGCAGCGCGGAGCGGGACGCGGCCACGCCGCGGGCCCGGCGCGGCGCAGGCUCCUCCCUUCGCCCGCACCGCCACACGGCCCGGCUGCGGCGGCGCACGGCGCUCCGUCCCGCCGCCACCUGCCCGCCCGGGGCCGCUCCCGCGCACGGCGCCCGCGGCUCCGCGUUCCGGCGAGGCGAGGCGAGACGGGAGGAGGAGGAAGAGAAAGAGAAGCAGGAGGAGGCCCAGGCCGCCCCGGCGCUCCUGCCUCCCCCCGCCCCGCGCUUUGUCCACGGCAGCCGCCGCGCCGCCGCUCGCACGGAUGCGAGAGCCGAGCUUCUUCAUCCUUUCUAGGCCCUGACACAAUUUUGAGGAAGUGUGGGUUUCUGCAAAUACCAGAUGUCUCCUCUUAAAAAUACCUGCACAUGACCACAAUCAACAUAUCUAUAUUCCAGUUUCCUUGGGCUAUUAAACCCUGAGACGUCUGGUGGCAAAUACUGAGCUCAGGAUUGAUACUGCCCUUCUCAGUGAGAUGGAGACUUUGGAGGACAAGAGCAAUCUCCUUGCUUUGCAGGCAGACAGCAUGGAGCAACCCUUCACUGUCAGCUCAUUGAAAAAGCUGGUGGCUAUUCCUGACCACACAGACAUCUCAGUGACCCCAGAGGAGAGGGUGCGUGCCUUAAGCAAGCUCGGCAGCAACAUCACCAUCAAUGAGGACAUCACUCCGCGGCGCUACUUCCGCUCGGGCGUGGAGAUGGAGCGCAUGGCGGCGGUGUACAUGGAGGAGGGCAACCUGGAGAACGCCUUCGUCUUUUAUAACAAGUUCAUCACGUUGUUUGUAGAAAAGCUGCCCAGUCACCGAGACUAUCACCAGUGUGCAGUACCAGAAAAACAAGAUAUUAUUAAGAAAUUGAAGGAGGUUGCAUUUCCACGGACAGAUGAACUGAAAAGAGAUCUUUUAAAAAAAUAUAACUUAGAAUAUCAAGAAUACAUGCAACACAAAAAUAAAUGUAAAACCGAAUUUCUGAAGAAAUUAGAGCACCAAAAGCUGAUAGAGGCAGAGAAGAAACGGAUCGCACACAUGCGGCAGCAGCAGCUCGAGUCAGAACAGUUCCAAUUCUUUGAGGAUCAACUUAAGAAGCAGGAACUGGCUCGAGAUCAGAAAAUCAAAGAGAGUAUGGUUAUGUCUGAACAGAUAGAUGGAAGUAUGCUGUCUUGUAUUUCUGUACCAGAGAACAGUUCCUUAUCUGCGGCGCUGCUGGAGAAAAAAGAGCGGAGCGGCACCUCUGGCUGUGCUGGACAUUCGCCGCCAGUAGAACGGGUCUUAAAGCCUGCAGCUACUCUAAGUGCUGUGCAGACUCAAUUGGCCGAAGCACUCAGAGGUGUCAUUUUGCCCAGGGAUCUCUGUCACAAAUUUCUGCUGCUGGCAGAGGCAAAUACAGUAAGAGGAAUAGAGACAUGUGGAAUUCUCUGUGGAAAACUGACUCACAAUGAAUUUACUAUUACACACGUAAUAGUGCCAAAGCAAACUGCGGGACCAGACUACUGUGACAUGGAGAAUGUGGAAGAGUUAUUUGGUAUUCAGGAUCAGUACGAUCUCCUCACUUUGGGUUGGAUCCAUACACAUCCAACACAAACUGCAUUCUUAUCCAGUGUUGAUCUUCAUACUCAUUGUUCUUAUCAGCUAAUGUUGCCAGAGGCCAUUGCAAUUGUUUGUUCACCAAAGCAUAAUGACACUGGCAUCUUCAGACUUACUAAUGCUGGCAUGCUAGAAGUUUCUGCUUGUAGAAAGAAGGGAUUCCAUCCACAUACAAAGGACCCUAGGUUAUUUAAUCCGUGUACCCACGUGGUUGGGAAGGACAUAAAGAUAAUUGUGCUGGAUCUGAGGUGAUACGGAUGAGCCACGUCAAUGUUACUCUACAAAAGGCCAAAACACAAAAAUGGAUUCCUGUUUUUUCCUACAUUUUCAGAAAUUACUUUUAUAUUUAUACAUUUUAGAUUGAAUGGUUUGAUAUUUAUUGCUCUAGCCUGUUUUGGAGUUAUUUUGUUGCUCUGUCAAGAUGGAGUUCAGUGGCAUUAACCCUGAAUCUGUAAACAAAUCUCACCCAUAAAACACAACAAUAAAAUGAACUUCAAACUACA